AUGCAGUCAACACCACAUACAAAGCUGAACCCGCACGACCAAAGCGGGUGCGACACGAUGCCGCAUGCAGAUUCCACGGCGGUGAGGAGUGAGGCAGACGACCUUGCACAGCGCCAGCGGCAGCAACAACAGCACCGAGAAGAGGCGGAUGCUGCAGACGAGGAAAAUGAGUUGGCGGCGUCCCCUGGCGAGGGAGGCAAUGCCGAAAACGAAGAAGAGGAGGAGGAGGUGGAGGAAGAUGAGGCGGCGGAGGAAGACGACGAAGAAGAUGAUGAUGCUGACGUGGUUCCAUUCACUAGCGACGAGGAGGCCAUUGAGGCGCGCGCAGUGGGUCUCAGGCACUACAACGAGCACCGCUACGAGGACGCCCUUGACGUGCAGUACAGCAUCUUGCGGCAUUUCGAGAAGAAAUAUGGCGCCACCGCCGCUGUCUGUGGGCCGUACUUCCUCGACUACGGCCUCUCUCAGCUACGUGUGCUGCAGUCGAAGAGCAGCGUGGAGGCGGUGCUGCAGCCGCUCGACCAGGAGGCGCUCAAGACGUGCUUCAUCAACCUUGAUGUUGCGCGUGUGUGCUUCCAGAAGCAGGAACAGGAGCGGGGGGAGGGGGACAUUGAAGUGCAGCUGCGACUCGCGGAGGUGCACAAUGCCAUUGCACAGCUGCACGUCGAGCGCGAGGACUUUGACGACGCGUUGAAGGAGUACGAGAGUGAGCUGCUGACGUACCGCUUCAUCCAGCAGGAGGCACCAGAGGCACUGCCACGCGGCCGACUUGCCUCGGUACUCUACGCUAUCGCUGACUGCUACAUGAAAGAAGGCGACUUCGAGGGCGCCGAGGCGCGCUUCACCGCUGCGCUUGAUGAGAUUGCGACAUUCCCCACCGGCACGAUCGCACCAGAGCUCGUGGUGGAGCUGCAGGAGCUGCGCGACGACGCGCGGGAUAUGAAGGGCGGCAAGUUCAAGGCGCUGCAGGAGAGCAUACAGGCGCAGUUCGCCGUGGAGGAAGCGGAGCAACUGCCGACCGCGCAGGAGUUCUACGGUGACACAGAGGAGCUCCAGCAGCAGCACCCGUACGUCUCGCGCCUCCCAGGGGAGUCAGAGUACUCGGCACUGUCGAUGCCGCAGUCCGUGACGAACCCCACACAGUGGAACGAACACAGCAACAGCAUGUCGCUCUCGCUCUUCCCACCGCAAGUGGCUGGCCGCAGCCCAGACACAUCGAACAGUCAGCCAGUGCACCACGUCGUAGCGCGGCGCAAGCCAAAGCAGCAACCGCAAGAGCAACUGGCACGGGGAGGCAGCUCCAGCGACACGGGUGAGUCGGGGAUGAAGCGGAUCCGCACCGAAUCCUGCAGCUAG
Trypanosoma grayi is the source of this 1356-nucleotide messenger RNA. RefSeq lists its product as hypothetical. Gene Ontology annotation, molecular function: histone binding. NCBI's taxonomy places the organism in Eukaryota, Euglenozoa, Kinetoplastea, Trypanosomatida, Trypanosomatidae. The coding region runs from base 1 to 1356 and encodes 451 amino acids. The record is from RefSeq and is a predicted model, not a curated record. The transcript has a single exon. Gene Ontology annotation, biological process: DNA replication-dependent chromatin assembly; CENP-A containing chromatin assembly. Gene Ontology annotation, cellular component: nucleoplasm.